Messenger RNA from Pelodiscus sinensis (Chinese soft-shelled turtle), 1140 nucleotides. Its product is annotated as histone H3. NCBI's taxonomy places the organism in Eukaryota, Metazoa, Chordata, Testudines, Trionychidae. Gene Ontology annotation, cellular component: nucleosome. Gene Ontology annotation, molecular function: structural constituent of chromatin; protein heterodimerization activity; DNA binding. The record is from RefSeq and is a predicted model, not a curated record.
GCAAAAGCAGAGGCCACAUAUGUACUGACUGUUUCUGACACAGAACAGUUAAUACAAAGGGAAUUUGUUGGAAAGCAAUGUGAGGUUACCGCAAGGCGCGGGUUUUACAAAUUUUCAAAUCAGCCAAUGAAGUUUGGCUUCUUCUCAAGCCAAUCAAAGAGAUGGAUUUUUCUAUAAAUACCUCCGGAGCAAAUACUCAUCUCAGGUUGAGAAGUUUCAUUGCCCGAAAUGGCCAGGACCAAGCAGACCGCCCGUAAGUCCACCGGUGGCAAAGCCCCCCGUAAGCAGCUGGCCACUAAAGCUGCUCGAAAGAGCGCGCCUGCCACCGGGGGAGUGAAAAAGCCUCAUCGGUAUCGCCCCGGUACCGUCGCCCUGCGAGAAAUCCGCCGCUACCAGAAAUCUACCGAGCUGCUGAUCCGCAAGCUGCCCUUCCAGCGCCUGGUGCGAGAAAUCGCCCAGGACUUCAAGACCGACUUGCGCUUCCAGAGCUCGGCUGUUAUGGCCCUGCAGGAGGCGAGUGAAGCCUACUUGGUGGGGCUCUUUGAGGACACCAACCUGUGCGCCAUUCACGCUAAGCGAGUCACCAUCAUGCCCAAGGACAUCCAGUUAGCUCGGCGUAUCCGUGGCGAGAGGGCUUAAAAGCUGCAUCCCUGCAUGAUGGCUAUGCGAAAACUAUUGCAAACACUUCAAGGCUCUUUUAAGAGCCACCACAUGCACAUUGAAAAGAGCUGUAACACGUCCGUAACUUGUGAUUGAAGAGCAAAAAUCACAAAUUGCGAAAACAAUGUAAAACAUUCAAUAGUAAUAUAUUAAUACAUGCAUCAUAUUAAUGUAUUUAUUACUAUAGUACUAGCAUUUAAAAAAAGUGUGGGGAAAAAGCAGAAUGUAAGGAGCAAAGAGACAGGAAAGUUCAAUUGAUUUUAGAGCAGUGCUUCUCAACCAGUGGUAUGAGAGAAAUCUGGGGCGUAACAACUGAAAUCUGGAGAAAACUUAAUUUUUGUUUUAAGUUUUACAGUGCUUAAUAUAGUUUUUCUGCUUUUUACAGCCAAAAAUUUCAUCCCCACCCAGCUAUUAUUCACUUGCUUAAACAAAUGUGUUGCAAUGGUAGAAAAAUGUGUCUGAAAACCAUAGGUACUGGGG